GGCCCUGAUUCAGUACCUCGGUAAAUCGACCAACAUCCAAAUUCAUCUAGAAAGACACUACUCGCUGCAAUGCUCCUGAACCUCUCCCUCCUCGGUCUCUUCGCCGCCUCCGUCCUCGCCGACGGCGCCGCCAUCGUGGCCGCUAUGAACGAGAUCGCCACAUCAAACACGGAGUUGGGCGAAACUGUCGCCUCCUGGGAUGGCGGGCUUUUUGGCACGCUACCCAUACUCGUCCAAUCAGCCAAGCUCCUUAUCAAGAUCAAUAAAGCCACUACUAUCGCUCAGGACUCGGCGCCGCUAAAUACCAUCGAAACCAUUACUGUCGCGCAGUCGACACAAAACCUUGCUGGCGGCGUCGAGACCACACUCGGCAAUGUCGUUGACGCGAAGCCAAAGUUCGACAAGCUCUUGCUGAGCCCCAUUAUCUUGCUGAAUCUCAAGCAGGAGGAGAGCGCGACUGACAAGUUCAGCGCGACAGUUGUUGAGAAAGUCCCCGAGUCACUAAAGGGUGCUGCUGAGACUCUGGUGGGCAGGAUUGAAACAGCUUUCAAUGAUGCUAUUGCCACUUACAGCUGAAUGUUGUUUCUGGAGACUUCAACUAGAUGAAGGGAGUGGCCAAAGAGGUAGUACGGCGGACAGGGCCGUAGCAAUGACGAGUCCAUAGCAUACUACACUAGUCUUGAAAGUGGCCAAACGUCCCUUUGUAUAUAUGAUUCUUGAGUGUAGCAGCGGACCAUGGCUAUCUUGGCCUUCUGUCGAGGCGAGUGCUAUUGCAACGUAACUUCUUCCAUAAAUUGUUGACCGGCACCACGAUGCCGGCCACGAGCACAAAGAACACAAGCAACUUGAUCGGCAGAGUGACAA
This is a messenger RNA of Colletotrichum navitas, 864 nucleotides long. Its product is annotated as hydrophobic surface binding protein A-domain-containing protein. The record is from RefSeq and is a predicted model, not a curated record. The transcript has a single exon. Gene Ontology annotation, cellular component: extracellular region. Lineage: Eukaryota; Fungi; Ascomycota; Sordariomycetes; Glomerellales; Glomerellaceae. Bases 70 to 576 code for a protein of 168 amino acids.